AUGGCACGGAAGGCAGACCUUGUUGAUCGCAUCAAGAGCUUGCAGCGGACAGAUGAGAAUGCCAAGCAGGCAUGGUGGAGCUAUUGCGAAGAACAGCACAGUGGGGUGAAGGACCCCAAUCGGCACGAUGAGUACACCUUGUCGAAUUUUUUGUCGACGUACGAAAGCGGCGGGUGUUCAGGAGGCAGAGGUUACACCCCCUCCAGACCUCAACAGAGGUCUCCGACUUCGCGAUUUUCAUCACAGAUCCCUUCUGCAGCAUACACGUCGUCGAGGGUGAUUCCAGCUGGGGCGCCGCGGCUGACUCCAUCCGCUCGGCCUGUGAUGGCGGCUGCAGUGAUGAGCCCAAUGGCAGAGGUGGUCAAGGUCGGGCAGAGGGCUUCGCCAAACUGGCGAGCUGCCUGGCAGACCUUCUGCUCCGCCUACGGCAACUCCAUCAAUGAUCCUGCAAAGCAUCCAGAGACCUUCCUGCGCCAAUUUUUUGACUUCGUCGGCGAGGUCGCCCAGCGAGAGUUGGAGCUGGGUGGUGUCGUAGUGGAAGAACCGCCUUCCAAGAGGCCGCGCUUUGACGCUCCAGCUGCAGAGUAUGCUGACGGCCACAAGCAAGCUCUGGUUGAUAAGAUAAAGGUGCUACAGAGAUCGGACCAAACUGCCAAGGAAGCCUGGUGGGCGUUUUGCGACCUCACGAACAAGGGCAUCCGCGACCCGAUGCGACAUCAGACUCAAUCUCUGGAGCAGUUUCUGGAAGAGCAGGGGCAGUUGUGA
Molecule: messenger RNA, 765 nt
Organism: Symbiodinium pilosum
Lineage: Eukaryota; Dinophyceae; Suessiales; Symbiodiniaceae
Source: the annotation of a GenBank genome assembly